Nerophis ophidion (straightnose pipefish) is the source of this 2788-nucleotide messenger RNA. Its product is annotated as tetraspanin-8-like. The transcript is spliced from 10 exons. Gene Ontology annotation, cellular component: membrane. The record is from RefSeq and is a predicted model, not a curated record. The coding region runs from base 131 to 919 and encodes 262 amino acids. NCBI's taxonomy places the organism in Eukaryota, Metazoa, Chordata, Actinopteri, Syngnathiformes, Syngnathidae.
AUCCGUCACUGGAACCACUUCACGCACACACACACACGCUCCUCGUCCUCUGUCCCUGAUGCAGGUCUGAUCCCGCCCACUCAUUUCCUCAGCACACAAGUUGGGGAAGAGGGGGACGCCCGGACACAAAAUGGGGAGAGUGAACAUUUGGGUGAAAAGGAGUUUCAUCGUGGUGGCAAGUCUGAUGGUGGUGAUUGGCGCCCUGAUGUUGGCAGGCACUCUCUUCAUCCAUGGUCACUACCACCGAGAUGAGCAGAUAGAGGACAUGAUCGUGGGCAUACGCGCCGUUUAUGCUAUUUCUAUCAUCGUGCUGCUGCUGCCCAUCGUUGGCUUGUAUGGCGUCUGCAAGGAGAAGAGAUGGGUCAUCAUUGUGUUCACCGUUGGAAUCAUCCUGUGCAGCCUGUUUGUGCUUUACAGCGGAAUCAACGUGCUGGUGGUGCGCCCUAUGGUGGUCCAAACCAUCCACGCCUACUACAUGAACAUGCACCCAAUCAGCAACGCCACCGACCUCGACCUCAAGAUUCUGCACGAAACACAAAUCCAAUUGGAGUGCUGUGGAGUCCAGCAGGGUCACCAAGACUGGGGCUACGACAUCCCGGAGUCCUGCUUGUGCGUGGACAACUCUACCAGCUCGUGUGUGGCCGCGCCGAAGAACAGCAGCCUGUUCAAGACCAUGGACACUGUGAUGAUUUAUGAAGAGCCAUGUCUCCCAAGCAUCGUGUACAACAUCGACGUGUCCGUCAACAUCGCCAUGGGCAUCUCAGCGGGGUUGAUUUUACUUUGGACGUUGUCCUGCGUGCUGAGCGUGGUCAUCUUGUGUCAACUGAAACCCAAAAAGGACACGCCCACCGUGGCUUACAGUCGAGAGGCCAAAACUGGCAACUACGCCGUCCUCACGGAACCGGCGGAGCUCACCUGAUCAAUAUUUGAUCACUGAGAAAUGUUCAAUAUGUGAUACGAAAGCUUUCAACUUCAUACGCAAAAUAUGAAGCUUUUUUUUUUUCAUGUAAAUUGAUGUACACUAUACUGCCAAAAGUUUUUGGCCACCUGCAUUGACUCACGUAUGAACUUCAAGUGCCAUCCCAUUUCUAAACCAUAUGAUGUCGGUCCACCUUUUGCUUCAACUCCUCUGGGAAGGCUGUCCACAAGGUUGCGGAGUGUGUUUAUAGGAAUUGUCCACCAUUCUUCCAAAAGGGUAUUGGUGAGGUCACAGGUUGACGUUGGUCAAGAAGGCCUGGCUUUCAGUCUCCGUUCUAAUUCAUCCCAAAGGUGUUUCUAUCGGGUUCAGAUCAGGACUCUGUGCAGGCCAGUCAAGUUCUUCCACACCAGACUCUGUCACCCAUGUCUUCACGGGCCUUGUUUUGUGCACUGGUGCACAGUCGUGUUGGAAGAGGAAAGAGCCCCGCUCCAAACUGUUUCCCACAAGGUGGAGAGCAUGGAAUUGUCCAAAAUGUUUUGGUUCAGGUCAGGACUCUGUGCAGGCCAGUCAAGUUCAUGCAAACCAGACUCUGUCAUCCAUGUCUUUAUGGACCUUGCUUUGUGCACAGUCAUGUUGGAAGAGGAAAGAGCCCCGCUCCAAACUGUUUCCCACAAGGUGGAGAGCAUGGAAUAGUCCAAAAUGUUUUGGUUCAGGUCAGGACUUUGUGCAGUCCAGUGAAGUUCAUCCACACCAGACUCUGUCACCCAUGUAUUUAUGGACCUUGCUUUGUGCACUGGUGCACAGUCAUGUUGGAAAAGGAAAGAGCCCCGCUCCAAACUGUUUCCCACAAGGUGGAGAGCAUGUAAUUGUCCAAAAUGUUUUGGUUGAGGUCAGGACUCUGUGCAGGCCAGUCAAGUUCACCCACACCAGACUCUGUCACCCAUGUCUUUAUGGACCUUGCUUUGUGCACUGGUGCACAGUCAUGUUGGAAAAGGAAAGAGCCCCGCUCCAAACUGUUUCCACAAGGUGGAGAGCAUUGAAUGGUCCAAAAUGUUUUGGUUGAGGUCAGGACUCUGUGCAGGCCAGUCAAGUUCAUGCAAACCAGACUCUGUCAUCCAUGUCUUUAGGGACCUUGGUUUGUGCACUGGUGCACAGUCAUGUUGGAAAAGGAAAGAGCCCCGCUCCAAACUGUUUCCACAAGGUGGAGAGCAUGGAAUGGUCCAAAAUGUUUUGGUUGAGGUCAGGACUCUGUGCAGGCCGGUCAAGUUCAUGCAAACCAGACUCUGUCAUCCAUGUCUUUAUGGACCUUGCUUUGUGCACUGGUGCACAGUCAUGUUGGAAAAGGAAAGAGCCCCGCUCCAAACUGUUUCCCACAAGGUGGAGAGCAUGGAAUGGUCCAAAAUGUUUUGGUUCAGGUCAGGACUCUGUGCAGGCCAGUCAAGUUCAUCCACACCAGACAAUGCAGUCGGAAAUGCAGCGUUCUCCUGGCAUUUCAAGAAUGGAUUUGUUGCACAGGUGGCAUCCUGUGACAGUUCCACGCUGGAAAUCACUGAGAGCGGGCCGUUGUUCCACAAAUGUUUGUAGAAACAGCCUCCAUGCCUACGUGCUUGAUUGGAUACACCUGUCGCCUGGGCCAGGUGAUGUAUUUAUUUAUUUACAUUUACUGACAAGCACACCUGAUUCUGAUCACCUGGAUGGGUGGCCAAAUACUUUUGGCAAUAUAGUGCAUGUUGAUCCAUGUUUGCAUUGUGUUGUUUCCUUUUAGGAAAUCUGACCUUGUCAUUGAAUCGCCUGAUUUAGUUCAUCUUUGUUUAUAUUGUUCCUUUCUUAAUAUUUUCUGGUAUUAAAAGUGUUUUAUAAGUAGGUCAA